This is a messenger RNA of Lutzomyia longipalpis, 1718 nucleotides long. RefSeq names its product transient receptor potential channel pyrexia-like. Gene Ontology annotation, biological process: transmembrane transport; monoatomic ion transport. The record is from RefSeq and is a predicted model, not a curated record. Bases 239 to 1624 code for a protein of 461 amino acids. NCBI's taxonomy places the organism in Eukaryota, Metazoa, Arthropoda, Insecta, Diptera, Psychodidae. Gene Ontology annotation, molecular function: monoatomic ion channel activity. The transcript has 9 exons. Gene Ontology annotation, cellular component: membrane.
AAGAUUGUUUAUUUGAUAGAGGUUCUUGGGUGCUGCCACUGAGCUUAAAGUGUUUGUGCUCUAAGGUCACUAGGUUGUCAAGUUCCACCGAGUUGUCCAUUCAAGUGGUGCUUGCGCAAAAUUCAUAAACAAAAUUAUAGUGAUUGGGCGACCCCCCGGAGGAGCUUCUGAUGUGGAUGGACAUCUAAUUGGCCAGAGUCUGUGUCACUGGGCUGCAAUUUGCAAUUCCAAGGAGAUAAUGAGGCAUCUUCUGGACCUCGGCGGCGAUCUCGGUAAAAUGUCAAUGGAAAUUGAUGCCACCAACAUGAGGCAUACCGAAAAGGAAUCUGUCUUCCAAUUAAUCAUGGCCCAUUUUAGUGAUUCUCGCCAAUUUCUCACUCAUGUCCUCACUGAGAGAAUUCAUGUUCGCGAGAAGGAGAAUGACUUUGAGUUCACUUUAGAUUUCUCCAUUCUCACCCCAAAUUGUUGCCGGGAAAUGAGCGUGCUGGAGGCCAUCGUGAACUCCACGAGUGACAUUCCCAGUGAUGAGUACGAACUGCUAAAACACCCACUAAUUGUGUCCUUUCUCACGUGCAAGUGGAAGCACUACCGUACCUUCUUCUUCCUCCUAGUCCUCCUUCACCUGUCUUUCGUGCUAACAAUCUCAAGUGGUGCGAUCUUGGCCACAAAGUCGUCCCACAAGGAAUUUCACAAUGACACUCUCCGGAGGAAUUUUACCCAAUUACCUCAACUGAGUGAUGAUUUUCAGCGACAUUUCAACCACACGAUGCUUCAAGUGAAAAUACUCAAUGCGAUUUCGAUCUUUCUGGCCAUUCUUCUACUCCUACACGCCAUCAUUCAGGCGACUUCCAUCCCACUCGCAAAGUUGAUUUGGGAAUUUGAAGUGAUGCUGAACCUCAUCACAGCCCCCCUGGCCAUUGUAACGUGCGGUUUGGUAAUUAGGUACGCCUCGAGGGAGGAUUUCUUUGGGCCCGAUCACCGAUGGAUCUUCCACAUGAUGAGCUCCGUGAUCCUCCCUGCGUGGGUGAAUCUCAUGCUGCUCGUUGGGAGGUUCCCGCGUCUUGGGUGCUACAGUCUCAUGUUCACCACGGUGCUCAGGAACUUCUUGAAAGUCAUGAUCUCCUUUGUCUUCCUCAUAAUUGGCUUCGCCCUCAGCUUCCUACUGAUGUUUCCACACUCGCAAUUCUUCAGUGAUCCCACGCAAGCUACAAUGCGGACAAUCGUCAUGAUGCUGGGCGAAUUUGAUUACACUUCCACCUUUUCUCAAGAACAUAAUUAUUUCAUCAUCGGUACGUCACGACUUAUAUUUCUGAUUUUCAUCAUUUCAUGCUCCAUCAUUUUGAUGAACCUAACUCAAGGUAUUGCCGUAAACGACAUAAAGUUGCUACAUGAGAUCAGCCAGGAGAUUCGGUUGGAGAAAGAAACGCGAUUUCUCUGUGAGCUUGAGGGCGUCUUCAGUCAUAGUUUUGUCACGGGGCAACCUCUGUUGCGGAAACUCAAGAGACGCAUCUUCGACAAUGGCACCCAAAUCACGUAUCUCACUGUCAAUAGGAAGACCAACUCCCAAGGCCUCACCACGAGUCUCUACGAUAAAUUGCUAAAGAGCCAUCGGAGCCUAAAGUGAGACGUGCACUGGCAAAAAAAAAACACGAAACACACCAAGAAAUUUUCUGAAUAUGAAUGAAAUAAAACGAACUGGCAGAGAAUUAUUUGAGAUA